This is a messenger RNA of Sardina pilchardus (European sardine), 5058 nucleotides long. It is a transcript of the gene smad3a, whose product is annotated as SMAD family member 3a. The record is from RefSeq and is a predicted model, not a curated record. Lineage: Eukaryota; Metazoa; Chordata; Actinopteri; Clupeiformes; Clupeidae. Bases 220 to 1497 code for a protein of 425 amino acids. The transcript is spliced from 9 exons. Gene Ontology annotation, molecular function: I-SMAD binding; RNA polymerase II cis-regulatory region sequence-specific DNA binding; DNA-binding transcription factor activity, RNA polymerase II-specific. Gene Ontology annotation, cellular component: heteromeric SMAD protein complex. Gene Ontology annotation, biological process: activin receptor signaling pathway; cell differentiation; positive regulation of transcription by RNA polymerase II.
UCUCGCUUGAGUUGCUCAGCCGUGCGCUGCAGUUUUAAACGACAAACCAUUUUUAUUCCGUAUUUGAAUACGCAUACACCUGUUAUGCUAGGUCGUUUUCAGCCUUCUAUCUCUUUUUUGGACUAUUUCCUGGAUUUGGAUUUGGAAUAGCGUGGACAUCUAGUUUAUGUUACGCUAAUCACUGGAGGGUUUAACUCCGAAGGACCACUCAAGUCAAACAUGUCAAUUUUACCGUUUACGCCUCCGAUUGUGAAAAGACUUUUGGGUUGGAAAAAGGGAGAGCAGAAUGGGCAGGAGGAGAAGUGGUGUGAAAAGGCUGUGAAAAGUCUGGUGAAGAAACUGAAGAAGACGGGACAGCUGGAGGAACUGGAGACUGCCAUCACAACACAGAACAUCCACACCAAGUGCAUCACCAUACCGAGGUCUCUGGAUGGCCGUCUGCAGGUGUCCCACAGGAAGGGUCUCCCCCACGUCAUCUACUGCCGGCUGUGGCGCUGGCCCGACCUGCAGUCGCACCACGAGCUGCGCGCCAUCGACCUGUGCGAGUUCGCCUUCCACACCAAGAAGGACGAGGUGUGCGUCAACCCCUACCACUACCAGCGUGUGGAGACGCCAGUGCUGCCUCCGGUGCUGGUGCCCAGGCACACGGAGAUCCCGGCCGAGUUCCCCCCGCUGGACGACUACAUCCACUCCAUCCCAGAGAACACCAACUUCCCCGCCGGCAUCGAGCCCCAGAGCAACUACAUCGCAGAGACCCCCCCGCCCGGCUACAUCAGCGAGGACGGGGAGACCAGUGACCAUACGAUGAGCCACAGCAUGGACACAGGCUCACCGAACCUUUCACCAAGUCCAGUGUCUCCAACGCACAGUGACUUAGACCUGCAGCCGGUGACGUACUGCGAGCCAGCGUUCUGGUGCUCCAUCUCCUACUACGAGCUGAACCAGCGCGUGGGCGAGACCUUCCACGCAUCGCAGCCCUCGCUGACCGUGGACGGCUUCACCGACCCGUCCAACUCGGAGCGCUUCUGCCUGGGCCUGCUGUCCAACGUCAACCGCAACGCCGCCGUGGAGCUCACGCGACGCCACAUCGGGCGGGGUGUACGUUUGUACUACAUCGGUGGGGAGGUGUUUGCCGAGUGCCUCAGCGACAGCGCCAUCUUUGUCCAGAGCCCGAACUGCAACCAGCGCUACGGCUGGCACCCUGCCACCGUCUGCAAGAUCCCUCCAGGUUGCAACCUGAAGAUCUUCAACAACCAGGAGUUUGCGGCGCUGCUGGCCCAGUCGGUGAACCAGGGCUUUGAGGCCGUCUACCAGCUGACCCGCAUGUGCACUAUACGCAUGAGCUUCGUCAAGGGCUGGGGCGCAGAGUACAGGCGUCAGACGGUGACCAGCACCCCCUGUUGGAUCGAGCUGCACCUCAACGGGCCGCUGCAGUGGCUGGACAAAGUGCUCACUCAGAUGGGCUCCCCCAGCAUACGCUGCUCCAGUGUCUCAUAAGACAACACACACACACACACACACACACACACACACACACACACCACAGAUACACACACUCACACACACACACAGAUACUCAUACAGACAACAACAAGCACAGGCGCACGUCAUAAACUCACACACGCCCAAACACACACACACACACACACAUACACCACAGAUACUCACAGGCACACAGGCACACACACACCACAAACACCAAACACUCACAUAUAAAUACAGUCUGUUUACAAGCACUCGCGUAAAUAACACACCCACUAUCUCCCACACAUGCACAUCCACUUGUGCGCACACACUCUUCAGACUGACAGGAAACAUACAGACCAAAACUAAACUGUCAAACCAAGAACGCGACUGGAAGAGGCUGUUGGAGAGAGCAACCUCCCACCCCCUUCACCCCCCCCCCCCCCCCCCCCCCCACACACUCCUUCCUGAGCCAGUCUCAGGAGCACUUGUAUUCUGACGUGUUCGAUGUGCAACCGGGAAGCAUAUCGCAAAUAAUGUUUUUUUAUUUGUGUUGUUUUUCCAGACAUUGUCCGUUUUUAAAUACGAUGAAUUGUUUUGGCAGGUGGUGCCAAAAUGCGUAUACACAUGUGAACUACGUGAUUUGUUUAUACAAGCAAUAAGGUUUUCAAAAAAGUAAGAUGAUUUUUUUUAGCUGCGCAUACAUAAUUUGGUGUAGUAGUGGUGCUAGUUAGUGAGGAUUUUAAGAGUGUUGAAACAGUUUUUUUGUACAGUACUACGUUUCAUAAAUUAUUUUUUGUAUAAUUUGUUGUGAUUUCAAUUGCCCCAGUGUUGUGAAUUAAUUUCUUUUUAAGUCUUGAGUGUCUUGUAAAGACAUUUUACUCUACUCUCCUAAGCAGUAUAGAAAAAUAGAUGCAUCAAUUUCCUUUUCCUACAUAAUUGUGUAUUCUGUGGUGUGUGUGUGUGUGUGUGUGUGUGUGUGUGUGUGUGUGUGUGUGUGUGUGUGUGUGUGUGUGUGUGUGUGUGUUUAUGUGUGUGUGUGUGUGUGUGUGUGUGUGUGUGUGUGUGUCUGUGUGUGUCUGUGUGUGUGUGUGUGUGUGUGUGUGUGUGUGUGUGUGUGUGUGUGUGUGUGGUCAUGUCUUUGUGUCUAUAACCUGCAAGGCAUGUUGUCCUUCCCCAUGUUUAGGUAGCCACAGUCUAGCACCACACAGUAGGCCAAGCGUCACGCCUCUUCUCUGCAUGCAGUGCUAGUGUCACUCUCUGACUGUUGGAAGGGGAGCCUGUGUUGAGACGCCGAAUCAGAAGUGAAAGCUCUCUGAAGUGCAGGAACAGGUGUGGCGCCGUCUGUCAGGGUUUCUGUCACGUGUGAUGCUCGGGCCAUGGGACGUGUCUCCGGGUCUGACUCAUAACUGCCGCUUUUUGACAGUUUGUUUUUUUCUGAGGGGGAGAGAUGUGCCAAGCUUGUGUCCACUCAUAUCAAACGGGACAGCGUCUGCUCUCUGUGAUCUGACCACGAUGCUGUCCAUCUGGUGUUUGCUUGCGUUUGUUGUUCAGAUCUUGCCCAUUCUGUGGUGGUUGAGACUCCGUUUGACUGCCGUUGUAUUGCUUGCAUUGUGUCUUAAUGGAGAUGUUUAGUUGCCCAAAGUGAUUUGACAUCAGUACAUUGAAAGAUCUUGUCCGAAGAAGUUUCCGACAUUGCUCUCAGAUUGAACUUUUUAUAUCUACAAAAUCAUUAGCAGUCGAGCCACUAAGUAUUGCCUCUCUUCAGUCCUAUGAUCAGCUUCACAGGAGGUGGAUUAGCAAAGGAUCUGCCUAGUAUAGAUGACAUAGUGUACAUAUUUAUAUAUUCCUUCUAUAUAUUUAUAGCAUCAAAACUGCAUGUGAGCAGCCUUUGCUCUGAGUAUGUCAUGUACACAUACUGUACACACACCUCCCCCUUAUGCCAGUACAGUACACAUGUGGGGAGGGGAGUGUUGCUCAGUGUUUUACGAGGGAGAGAAGAUGUUGCUUACUUCAUUGAUAAGUGAUAGACGGAAGUGCUUGCUUUGCCUCAAUCUCCUUUUUAGCACUAAUACUUCCUACAUUUUGCAAAAUGUCCUCAUUAGACUUGCAGAGAAACUCCAGAUCACACUGUCUGCCACAGUUUGCUCACUGCCUGUUCUGUUAGAAGGAAAUUGCGCGCACCAGAGAAAGGCAGUCUUGUGCCUCUCCAUGCAAAGUCCUGCAAUCUCAGCAGCUGCCGUUUAUGUGUAGUGAGUAUGCCGUGAACCAAGUUUAGCCCUUGUUCAGAGUUCUGUUGUCAAAACAUCGUUUCCUCUCAGGGCCAUCGUGGGUUUUUAAUCUCGUCUCGAUUCAAACUAGACGUGCUCUGUACAUACAUACAUAUACAGAAACAGUAAUGCAUGCUUAUUUUCUGAGAUUUUUUCACUUUUUUUUAAUCUAGAGUCUAUUUUGCUACCAAAUAUUUUUGUAGGAGUGGGAAUGUUUUAUAGCAACGUACUGCAUUAUUGAUCGCCCCAUGCCCGUACAGGGGAGCACAGAUAAGCCAAGAGCUGACAGCUUUGGGGAUAAGGGAUUUCUCUAUGUUUCUCAAUGUUUUUUUUCUGUACGUUUAUUGUAACAGAGGGGGAGAGUUUGGUUAGAUGUGUCUGAAAUAAAAGGGAAUGCUUGUCAUAGUAGGCUGUGUACAUAUUUAAACCGAGACCAGUUUUGUGUUCAGUCGGUGGUUUCCUUUUUUAAAUUCUUUUGAGGAGCAGUCGCGCUCUCCUCUGAGUCUGUCUUUGUAUUUCUUUGGAGGAAGGACGGGGAGAAAAAAAGCCCCUCAAACACUUCAGAGGGAUCCGAGAAACCAGUGCUGUGAACUUCCCCUCCUUUUUUUAAACCUUCGGUAAACACGGCGGGGUAAACCCGAUAUUUGGGUUUGUCGAGGAUGGCACACAAGGUCCACUUCACCCGCCCCGCGGUCCGCCUGGCCUGUGUGGGCCAAGGGCAGUGCCGUCUCCGACGCUGGCACAGACACAAUGGCGGGGCUCAUUAGUCAGCGGUGCAUGGACACACACACACACACACACACACACACACACACACACACACACACACACAGAGCACUUACAGUGGUACACUUGGUGUUCCUCGCACUUCCGAUGGCACGCAUGGUCCACCAUAUUUAAGUUGGAGAAUGAUCGGUUUCUGAAAAUGAACAAAGUAUGUCUGUGACUCACGUGGAGAACUUGAAUCUGUAGUUUCCCCCCAAACACACAUUAUAUACAGUAUAUAAUCUAUAUAUAGAAAUUGUGUUAUAUCUGAAGUGACAUAAACUGAUGUUUUUGUCGAAUCAGUGGAUUCACUUAAAAGCUGAAUAUUGAAAACUUUAUUACAUUUUUGUAAACGAUUUUGUUAAGUCAAUUAUGGAUUGGCUGAUAUUUGUUUCAGGUUUUCUUAUGUACUUAGUUUUGUACAAGUUGUGCUUGGAGUUUGUUAGGUGUUUGUAAAAAGAUAUAUCAUUUAUUAUUGCUUCCACAAUUGUAGUUAAACUGAUUCAAUGAAUUGUGUUUUGGCUCUUACUUGUUUAAUAAAAAAAAUGUGUAUCUCAAA